UCAAAAUAACAGAAGAAAAGAUGUGUGAUAGGUGGUCCCAUUACAACUAAAGAGAAUGAAGAGAGACACUCAAAUCCCUACAAAGAUGCCAUCAUAUUUCAUAUUUAACUCUUAUUAUUUCAUAUCAAACUUUCUCCAUUUCACUUUAUAUUCAACACAUAUUAACCUCUUUCUGCUUUUCGUUUUCUGUUACUGAAACUUUGAAACAAAAAUGGCUUUUUUCAGAGCAGCUUCUGAAGUUUUCGCGAUCUAUACUUUUAUCUUUGCCAUUUUCUCACCUGCUGUUCUUGAAGCACAGUCUCUUUCCCAUGCUCCUGCUCCUGCUCCUUCCAGUGAUGGUACUUCGAUAGACCAAGGAAUUGCAUAUAUACUGAUGCUUGUGGCGCUGGUGCUGACUUACCUCAUCCACCCCUUUGAUGCGUUUUCUCAUCAGCUCUGAUGAAUUAUAUGUCUGUAACUGUUUUUCAUACGAAUUGAACAUAGUAGGAGCUUGUUCAGGUUGAAUGUAUUAGCAUGGAUAAGGAUGUUAUAGUGAGUGGUUUUUUUUAAUUUCUCUACUUUUCUCUUCUAACGCCACCAUUUUAUAUUCUGUUAUCUCUUUGCUAGUUUCUUGUCAACGUUGGAUGAUUGUUAAUGGAGGAAAUAGUGUUUCACCACACCA
Messenger RNA from Vigna angularis (adzuki bean), 661 nucleotides. Its product is annotated as arabinogalactan protein 20. The record is from RefSeq and is a predicted model, not a curated record. Lineage: Eukaryota; Viridiplantae; Streptophyta; Magnoliopsida; Fabales; Fabaceae. The transcript is spliced from 2 exons. Bases 212 to 439 code for a protein of 75 amino acids.